AUGUCCGGUACCAAAUUGGAGGACUCCCCCCCUUGUCGCAACUGGUCAUCUGCUUCGGAGCUGAAUGAAACUCAAGAGCCCUUUUUAAACCCCACCGACUAUGACGACGAGGAAUUCCUGCGGUACCUGUGGAGGGAAUACCUACACCCAAAAGAAUAUGAGUGGGUCCUGAUCGCUGGGUACAUCAUCGUGUUCGUGGUGGCUCUUAUUGGGAAUGUCCUGGUUUGUGUGGCAGUGUGGAAGAACCACCACAUGAGGACGGUAACCAACUACUUCAUAGUCAACCUUUCUCUGGCUGAUGUGCUCGUGACCAUUACCUGCCUUCCAGCCACAUUGGUGGUAGACAUCACUGAGACCUGGUUCUUUGGACAGUCCCUCUGUAAAGUUAUUCCAUAUUUACAGACCGUAUCAGUGUCAGUUUCUGUCCUCACACUGAGCUGCAUUGCCUUGGAUCGAUGGUAUGCAAUCUGUCACCCUUUGAUGUUUAAGAGCACAGCCAAGAGGGCCAGGAAUAGCAUUGUCAUCAUCUGGAUUGUCUCCUGCAUUAUAAUGAUUCCUCAGGCCAUCGUCAUGGAGUGCAGCACCAUGCUCCCCGGCUUAGCCAAUAAAACCACUCUCUUUACAGUGUGUGAUGAGCGCUGGGGCGGUGAAAUUUACCCCAAGAUGUAUCACAUUUGUUUCUUUCUGGUGACAUACAUGGCACCACUGUGUCUUAUGGUGUUGGCCUAUCUGCAAAUAUUUCGUAAACUCUGGUGUCGCCAGAUCCCUGGAACAUCAUCUGUAGUUCAGAGAAAAUGGAAGCCCCUGCAGCCUGCUUCACAGCCUCGAGGGCCAGGACCGCAGACCAAGUCCAGGAUUAGUGCUGUGGCCGCUGAAAUAAAGCAGAUCCGAGCCAGACGGAAAACAGCCCGGAUGCUAAUGGUUGUGCUUUUGGUGUUUGCAAUUUGCUAUCUACCAAUUAGCAUCCUCAACGUGCUCAAGAGAGUAUUUGGGAUGUUUACACACACAGAAGACAGAGAGACUGUAUACGCCUGGUUUACAUUUUCACACUGGCUUGUAUAUGCCAAUAGUGCCGCGAACCCAAUUAUUUAUAAUUUUCUCAGUGGAAAGUUUCGAGAGGAAUUUAAAGCUGCAUUUUCUUGCUGUUGCCUUGGAGUUCACCAUCGCCAGGAGGACCGGCUUACCCGGGGCCGAACGAGCACAGAGAGCCGGAAGUCUCUGACCACCCAGAUCAGCAACUUCGACAACAUAUCAAAACUCUCAGAGCAAGUUGUGCUCACCAGCAUAAGCACACUCCCAGCAGCCAAUGGAGCAGGGCCACUUCAAAGCUGGUAG
Mirounga angustirostris (Northern elephant seal) is the source of this 1335-nucleotide messenger RNA. It is a transcript of the gene HCRTR2, whose product is annotated as hypocretin receptor 2. Gene Ontology annotation, cellular component: membrane. Gene Ontology annotation, biological process: G protein-coupled receptor signaling pathway; feeding behavior; circadian sleep/wake cycle process. Gene Ontology annotation, molecular function: orexin receptor activity. The transcript has 7 exons. Lineage: Eukaryota; Metazoa; Chordata; Mammalia; Carnivora; Phocidae. Bases 1 to 1335 code for a protein of 444 amino acids. The record is from RefSeq and is a predicted model, not a curated record.